AGCUCCACCUUUGCUCCAUAUUAACCAGACAACACCCUGGUAUUUCACAAUAAGAGUGCACAUGAGAGGGAGGAAACCAAACCUAACAACAGAGCUGCAGUAAGAGGAGGAGCAACACUGGGAAGAGGAGAGCUUCAACGUCCCACUCCAGAAAUGAAAGUUAAGUUUGUCAGAGUGUCGGCCACGCUGCAGUCGAGACAAGUCUCUGUUUCUCUCUGAAAGAAAACUCAAACUGACUUCAUCAGGUCUUUCUCAACAACACAGCAGAGUCUCUGCCAAACACUGUGUGUAGAUAUGGCUGCUGCAAACUAUCUGCCAUCUGAAGAUCAGUUUCUGUGCUCCAUCUGUCUGGAUGUGUUCACUGAUCCGGUCACCAUACCAUGUGGUCACAACUUCUGCAAAAAAUGCAUCAAUGAACACUGGAAUAUUAACGACCAGCAUCUGUGUCCGAUGUGCAAAGAGGCUUCUAACACAAGACCUGAUUUGAGAGUCAACACUUUCAUCUCUGAGAUGGUUGCUCAGUUCAGACAGUCAGCUCAACAGAAAGCCAGCAGCAGCAGCUCAGAGCAACAAGUGUCCAAACCAGGAGAAGUUCCCUGUGACGUCUGCACUGGAACCAAACUGAAGGCCCUGAAGUCCUGCCUGGUGUGUCUGAUCUCCUACUGUGAGACUCACCUGGAGCCUCAUCUGACAGCUUCACGUCUGAAAAGACAUCAGCUGAUCGACCCUGUGGAGAACCUGGAAGGCAGGAUGUGUACGAAGCACGAUAAACCUCUGGAGCUGUUCUGUAAGACCGACCAGACAUGUGUCUGCAUGCUCUGCCAUGUUUCAGACCAUAAGAUGCAUGAUGUUGUUCCUAUGAAAGAAGAAUAUGAAGGAAAGAAGGCCGAGCUGGAGGCUGAAAUUCAGCAGAUGAUCCAGGAGAGACGACUGAAGAUUCAGGAGAUCAAACACUCAGUUGACCUCAGUGAGGAAGAUGCAGACAGAGAGAUAGCAGAAGGUGUUCAGGUCUUCACUUCUCUGAAGGAGUCCGUUGAGAGAGGCCUGAAUGAGCUCAUCAACACGAUCAAAGAGAAGCAGAAAACAACAGAAAAACAGGCCGAAGCCUUCAUCAAAGAGCUGGAACAGGAAAUCUCUGAGCUGAUGAAGAGAAGCACUGAGGUGGAGCAGCUCUCACGCUCUGAAGAUCACCUCCAUCUUCUCCAGAGUGUCCAGUCCCUAAACACCAAUCACCCUACACCCAUCAAGGACUGGACAGAAGUCAGCGUCCGUCCAUCAUAUGAGGGGACUGUGGUGAAAGCUGUUGUUCAGCUGGAGGAGACGCUCAGUAAAGAGAUGAAGAAGCUGCUCGCUGAGUCUGAGCUGAAGAGGGUCCAGCAGUAUGCAGUGGAUGUGACUCUUGAUCCUGAUACAGCACAUCCUCAACUCAUCCUGUCUCAUGAUGGGAAACAAGUACAUCCUGGUAAGGUAAAAAAAAAUCUCCCAGACAACCCAGAGGGAUUUUCUGAUUGUAAUUGUGUUUUAGGAGAGCAGAGUUUCUCUUCAGGCAGAUUUUACUUUGAGGUUCAAGUUAAAGGAAAGACUGAAUGGACUUUAGGAGUGGCCAGAGAGUCCAUCAACAGGAAGGGGCAAAUCAAAGCGGGCCCUCAGUAUGGUAACUGGACUAUAUGGUUGAGAAAUAGAAAUGAGUACGAAGCUCUUGCUGGCCCUGCUGUCCGUCUCUCUCUGAAGUCUCCUCCUCAGAAGGUGGGGGUGUUUGUGGAUUAUGAGGAGGGUCUGGUCUCUUUUUAUGACGUAGAUACUGCAGCUCUUAUCUACUCCUUUACUGGCUGCUCCUUCACUGAGAAACUCUUCCCAUUCUUCAAUCCGCGUUAUGGUGGUAAAAACUCUGCACCUCUGAUCAUCACUCCUGUCAGAGUAAACUAAUCACUCAUCUUAUUUCAUGUAUUGAUUUAUUUUCAUUUAAGGGGAUUCACUGCAGGUGAAUAUGGAAAAUAGUUAUAGAAGCCUCCACAUUAAAUUAUUUACUGUAUAGGAGCCACAUAUUGUAUGUUGUUUAUGGUCUCAUUUAUGUUGUUUGUUGAUUAUGUGUAUAAUAAUGUAUUAUUAUCAACAUAGCAGUCUUUUAAUACUGAACUACAGACAGAGUAAAACAUCCUGAGUGUCUGUGAGGAACUCCAGAGAUCAUAUCUUCAGUCUAAAUAAAGAGUUCUUGGUUGUCACACUCGUGUCCAAACGAUCUGUAAGAAAAACUGGAUGAGUUUUCUUAUUUCAAGAAUCAAACCGAAGGCAAAUAUCCUUUCCUUUUAGAUUUGGUUUCAAUGGUUAAAUGUGCAGACAUCACUGCAAACUAUUAUCUCGAUCAAUAUCUUAUGCAAAAAUAAAAUCACUUUAAUAAACAAUGAUGGUCUUGCUGAGAAUA
Perca fluviatilis (European perch) is the source of this 2422-nucleotide messenger RNA. Its product is annotated as E3 ubiquitin-protein ligase TRIM21-like. Lineage: Eukaryota; Metazoa; Chordata; Actinopteri; Perciformes; Percidae. Gene Ontology annotation, molecular function: protein binding; zinc ion binding. The record is from RefSeq and is a predicted model, not a curated record. Bases 295 to 1926 code for a protein of 543 amino acids. The transcript is spliced from 2 exons.